GCCUGGAAAGAGCUUCAACCUUGAUGCGCUGUACGAAGAAACCGACACCAGCCGGACCAUUUUCGGCAAGGAGAUCGAGCGACGCCUCUCAUCACUCAGUGACGGCUACAGCCUAACGGUCCUGGUUUACGGUGCUUCCGGCAGCGGAAAAACCUACCUCAUGCAGGGAGAUGGCGACGACAUUCCAGGGCUGGUGUCCCUCUGCGCAGCCUGGAUCGCAGCCAAUCAGCUGGAGCGCGAAGGGUACCAGGUGUCCUUCUCCUAUUCGGAGCUGUACGGGAACAAGGUCUUCGACCUGCUGCAGCCCCAGCAGCUGGAGAUCAUGGAAGACUCUGAUCACGUUUUUCAGAUUCCUGGCCUGCAUGAAGAGGAAUUCGGCUCACUGGAUUCGUUCCUCGCGGCGUUUUCAAGAGCCAAGGGAAGGCGUCACCUCGCGGCGACGGAGGUCAACGCCGUCUCCAGCCGCUCGCACGCCAUUCUCCAGUUCAACGUUUCGCGGGACGACAACCCUGGCAUCGUCGGCCGUCUCAAGCUCGUCGACUUGGCAGGUCGCGAGCAGAACAAGGAGACGGGUAACACGGGCCAGCGCAUGACGGAGAGCUGCGACAUUAACCUCUCGCUCUCCGCGCUCAGUCGGGUCAUUGAGCAACUCAACGACCCCAAUGCGAAGCACGUGUCGUAUCGCGGAAGCAACCUCACGAAGGUCCUGCAGGACUCCCUUGGAGGCAGCAGUCGGGGAGUCAUGAUCGCCUGCCUGGCUCCGAAUGACGACAAGCUGGCGAUGGCGGUUCUGGAGGUGGCGGCGCAGUCUCGCCUGAUCCGCAACAACGUCGCCAAGACCGUGCUGCCCGCUACUCCGAAGCAGACCGUGGCGGACAGGCGCUCCCAGCUCUCCGCGUUCAAGGCCAAGAAGGCCGCCAGCAGAGCAAUCGUCCCCAGCAGCGCUGCCGGGCCGUCUUCUUUCAGCGCCAGCGGGCCCCCCAGUGUUCAAAAGGGUUACAUCCCUUAUCCUGCUCGAGUUCCACGAGAGCAACAAGUGGCUGGAGAGCUUCACCGCAUCCUGGACCCCACUCGCUUCAAGAGAAGCCCCAUCAGAGCGUCCUCCGCUGCCAACUCCACGCCCAGCCUCAUCCCCCGGCCCCGCUCAUCACUGCUCACCCGCCGCCCCGGCGACUUCCUGAGAUAUGCUGCAGAGGCACUGGAGGAACCUGAUUCUGCAGCAGCGGCAGUGGCUGUGGCAGAGGCGGCAUCGGCAUCCGCGUCAGCGUCAGCAUUCGCGUCAGGGUCAGGGGGCGGUGGUGCAGAGAGGGGGACGAGCAGCGGGGGCGGGAGGAGGAUGCGGAUAGCGGAGAAGAUGACAGCGAGCAUGGCGGCGAAGAUGGCCUCCGCAUCUGAGGCUCGGCAGGCGCUCGCGUUGAAGCGCAGCAUGGCCAAGCACCAGUCGCCAAAGAGGGCUGCCGCCGCCAGGCAGAGGGGGAUGGUCAAGCAGUCGGGAUCCGUCUCUCACGCGAAGCCUGCAGGGAAAGCGGAAGCGCAGCCUUCUGGGAAGGUUGCUGGGAAUGCUGCUGGGAAGGCUGGUGGGGAGGCUACUGAAAGGGCUGCCAGGAAUCUUCAGCGCCAGGGAUCGUCGGGGACGGCUGCGGCAGCGGAUGCUGUUGUUCAGGCGGCUGCAAACCGUGCAGCCGACGAGCUCCAGCGCCAGCGAUCGUGCGAUGGAGUCGUUGCCGCUGUGUCCGCUGCGGCAGCUGCAGCCAGCGUCGCGGCAGCAGUAGCAACGGCUGCAGGGAGUCCGCUUGCGCCGAAUGCGCAGCAGGCGCACUUCCUCUUCAUGGACACCCUGCGCCAGCAUCGGGAUGGCGGGGUGCUAGCUGCAGAGGUAGGGGAUGCGCCGGACGAGGUAGGUGCAGCAGAAGAGGACGGGGUUAGUGGUGAAAGUGGUGAGGAGAGUGAGCAGGGUUCGAUGGAGGAUGGGGACGAAUUGUCCUGUGCGACUCCCGGAGGGAGGCUGAGUGACAGCGAAGUGGUGGGCGAGAGUGAAGGUGAAGUGGAGGGGGGGGGCGAGGGCACGACUGAGUGGGAGGAGGGGUUUGUGCGGAGGGAGCUGCUGGAAUGCUACAGGGACAACGACGCUGCCGCCUCUGACACGUUUGAAGCAUCCACGUGCCAUGGCAGCUCGAAUGGCAGCACGACUGGCAGCAGUGCGGAGUCGGGAGAGGAGGCGAGCACAGCUGAUCAAGUUGGUCCUGAGAGCAAGGAGGAGGACCGGACGGGACAGAUGGGGCUGAACGAGGUGGUGGAGGAGGAGGAAUGCCACGUGGCGGCUGCACAAGAUGGCGAGAGUGACCAGGAACGAGGCCAGGGGAUGGAGCAGCUGCGGGAGGAGGGGGGUGAUGUGGUGGGCAUUGAGGGUGCAGGUUGUGGGGAGACGAACACUGAGCAAUUUGAGGGCGGUGAGGAGAUUGAGGAGGGGGAGGAGGUCGAGGGCUGCGUGGGGAGUGAGGGUGAAGUGGAGGUGGAAGCCGGGGAGGAAACGGAGGGUGGAGAGCAAGUUGAAGGUGGGGAGGAAGUCGAAGACGAAGGGUUUGUUGACGAGUUGGUAGGACAAGAGAAGGAGGACGUUUCGGGCAUGGCGGCAGGCGAGGGGGCUACAAGUGAUCCCACGUUGGAUGAAGGGGCGGCACAUCCAGAAGCUGCAACCAGUUCCAGGGCAGCAGAGUCCCCUUCUGCAGCCUCCGAGCUGGAGCGCAUUGCAAGUGUGUGGGCGAUGGAGGAUGAGGAGGGGGAAUUGGGCAAGGGCGGUGGAUGCGGGGGUGUCGCAUUCUCUCUGGUUCCGGUGGCAACGGAGAGCAUAGCAGAGGAGGACGAGGAGGAGCAGGGAGAGGGAGCGCAGGAGCAGAAUGUGCAGGAGCAGGGAGAGGGAGGGGAAGAGCAGGUGCAGAAUGCCCAUGAGCAGGGCCACGGUCCGAUACCCCUGCAGCCGCUGACGGUGCUGUCAGACAAGACACCCUCGAGGCAGCCCCUCGGCACAGUAUCGACCAACCAGUCAUCACAGCGGCCUGCCUUCCUUGACGCCAUGGCUGCUAAUGCAUUUGCACAUGUCUCCUCCCUCCCUUCCUCCCUCCCCACUCCCCUCCUUUCCUCCCCCCCUCCCUCCCGCCCUCCCUCCCUCCCUCCCUCCCUCCCUCCCUCCCUCCCUCCCUCCCUCCCUUCCUCGCCACUCUCCAUGUCUACUCUCGGAACCUUCCGGCACAUGGGGCACUUGUGCAAUGCAGGGAGGAGCUAA
This is a messenger RNA of Closterium sp. Naga37s-1, 3283 nucleotides long. NCBI's taxonomy places the organism in Eukaryota, Viridiplantae, Streptophyta, Zygnematophyceae, Desmidiales, Closteriaceae. The record is from the annotation of a GenBank genome assembly.